AUGGCAUUGAAUUUUUCUCAUCGACCCCUCUUUCCUCCUCGUAUAUCUGAGGAUAAUAUGGUUUCACCGAUGAGGAUUUCAAUACAGGAGAAAGUUGAGGAUCAUUUCGAUUAUGGAAGGGAUAGGAGUGGCUCACAGGAGUCUGUGCAUAAGGAUAUUCUUGAUCUUUUGCCAUCGGAUCCCUUUGGCAUGGAUAUAAGUACCACAUUUACUGCUAUUACUGGGUGGCUUGAGGAUUUGGAGGUGGACUAUGGUGCAUAUGGCAGGGAUCAGGUUUCCACGAGUGAUGGGAAUUAUCAGUUGUUUGCUGGCUUGAAUUUUAUUUGGAAUAAUGCCAUGAGGUUUCAAGCAUUUCCUGGGAACAUGGGGUUUGGUUGUAAAUCUAAUGUAGUGGGUGGGUUUGGUGAUGAGUGUCCAGAGGCGAAGGAACUUGGGAAUGCAUCUCCUCAUGAGGCUCUUGGAUCAGAUUGUGACAUGGAGGAUGUUUUGAGUCUGGGGAAUGAAAUCAUAGAUGAUAAAAAUGCUAGGGUUGUGGAUGAGAGCAGUGGAGAAAUUCUAAAGGGUCAUGUGGUUUGUUCUGAUGGAGAUAAAGGAGCUCCUCAUGCAGCCUUUUAUUUUGCUCUUGGUUAUCUGGGUGUGCGGGAUCUUCUUCUUGUUGAAACUGUUUGCAAAUCCUUGCAUACUACCGUUCGUAGUGACCCACUUUUAUGGAGGAGUAUCCACAUAGAUCAACCAUUGAAUGAGAAGAUCACUGAUGAUGUUCUUUUGCAAUUAACUAGUAGGGCUCAAGGCAACUUGCAAUGCUUGAGCCUAGUGGAGUGUCCAAGGGUUACUGAUGAUGGGUUGAAGCAUGUGCUCGAAAAUAAUCCAAGGCUGACCAAGUUGAGUGUCCCUGGAUGUACAAGACUCAGCAUCGAGGGUGUCGUGGCGACCUUAAAGGCUUUCAAGACUAUGGGGGUUCAUGGGGUGAAGCAUUUACGCAUUGGCGGGCUCUAUGGUGUGACGCAGAAGCAUUUUGAAGAGUUGACGUUCUUGUUGGGCCCAGAUAGGCACAUCCAACAGAAUGCUCACAAGCCACAUCUUUAUCACAGAGGAAAUUUUUAUCUGUCAUGUGAGGAUGAUCGUGCAAUUGAUAUUGAAAUAUGCCCAAGAUGCCAGAACCUGAGGCUGCUUUAUGAUUGCCCUGCAGAGGGUUGCCAGAAAAAGAGCAUCCCUCUCAGGCUUGCAGGGCUUGCACCCUUUGCAUUGCACGGUGUGUUCAGUGUGGCCGGUGUAUUAAUGACAGUGAAUACGAGGAAACUUUUUGUCUGGAGUUGCUUUGUUCAGAUUGUUGGAAGCAGCUUGACCCACUCAAAUCUCCUGAGCUCCAAGAAUCUUGCUGCAGCCUUCGUCUUCAUGGCUAGAGACGGAUAUGCCUGCUCCUGCAUUCUGUUGACUAGUCCAGAAUUGGUGAUUGAGAAUCUAAGAAGAAAAUGCGAGGCAGCCUUGUAG
Dovyalis caffra is the source of this 1491-nucleotide messenger RNA. Lineage: Eukaryota; Viridiplantae; Streptophyta; Magnoliopsida; Malpighiales; Salicaceae. The record is from the annotation of a GenBank genome assembly.